Plodia interpunctella (Indianmeal moth) is the source of this 1513-nucleotide messenger RNA. It is a transcript of the gene Spindly, whose product is annotated as spindly. The transcript is spliced from 5 exons. The coding region runs from base 148 to 1428 and encodes 426 amino acids. Lineage: Eukaryota; Metazoa; Arthropoda; Insecta; Lepidoptera; Pyralidae. The record is from RefSeq and is a predicted model, not a curated record.
UAUAAGUUCAAAACUUUCGUCCGUUGUUGUGAUUGUGAUGUGAAUCUAUUUUAUUGUUGGUUGGUUUAUUUUGUAUCUCAAGCUUGUGCUCAACUCAAGCUAAACGAUUAGUCGCUGUUGUGUAGGUAAUUGUUUGUUUUACAAGCCAUGGAUUAUUCAACAAUUAGUAACAAAACUGGUAUAACUGAAGUCGAAGACUUAACAAACGGCGAGUUAAGCGAACGGUAUUAUUUAUUGAAAAAACAGUUUGAGAAUUUAACCAGCAGCUAUGAGGCAACAAAACAAGAACUUUACAACGUCAGGCUGAGUUAUCAGACAGCCCUUGAUGUCCAGAGUCACCUAAACGCUGAGUUAGAGAGUUACCAAGUCGAUGAAGUAAAACGUAGAAAUGAGUUGAACAAUCGUAUAUCAUGUCUCCAGGAAGAGAUAACUACAUUGCGAGAAGAGAAAUCCGAAUUGAUUGAUAAACAAGCGAUUGAAGUUAAAAAGCUAGAGGAUGAGAUAAAAUAUUUGAAAGAGGAAAAAAUUAAUAACAAACGUGAGAGUCCAAUUCGUGAUACUAGUGAGUUAGAUGAUGCAAAAGCGGCUGUUGCAUUGGCUACGUCAGAAGCUGCUGCUGCAAAAGCGGCACUGGAUGAAGCACGAGCUGAAAUAAUGUCCUGGAAGAUAAGAACUGAGGAAUUGGUAACUGAAAUGGCUGAAAUACGCGCCGCAGCAGAUAUAAAGCGCGAAGAGCUUAAGGCGGCUGGUGAGAGGGAAGCGGUUGCACUGUCAGAUUUAGCAGAGGCAAGAGCUAUGCUGCAUCAAUUCACUUCUGAUAACCAGGACCUGCAGCCACAUGCUGCUAAAGGAAAUUCAAUAUUUGCUGAAGUUGAAGACAAGAGGCAAGAAAUGGCAAAGAAUUUAAUACAAAUGAAACAGACCAAUUCAAGGUUGAGACGAGAGCUGGCGAACAAACAGAAUGAACUGGAUGUGUUACUGAGAGAGAAGCAAACAAUUUGGGAGCAGCAGACUGGAGCUGCGGCACAUUAUGACAGGGAGUUGAUUGAAAGUUAUGAAGAAAGGAUAUCACAGCUGGAAGGUCUAUGUGAAAGGCAGAGACGUGAGUUAGCUCGUUGGUUCGGGAAGCUGUGCGAGCCCACUGCCAAUGGCUGGCUGCCUGGUGUACUGGAUCAUUUGAAGUCCGAAUGUGAGCAGUUAAGAGCUGAAGUAUUAUCUAAAGGCGCGGCUCAACUAGCGAGCGCAGCGCAAGUGAGGGAACUGAGAAGGAAACUAGCCGUUUUGACUGCAAACAACGCCAAACAGGCCAUCAGCUCACCUAUAAACGAAUCUAAAGAUGACAUUGGAAUUACGAAGGUAUCUGUGGAAAUCAAAAACAAAAACAAACCUACAGUUGAAGAUGUCAAGAAAAAAGUAUCAUUUAAUUAGUGAUGUAUGAAUUUAUUAUAAGGUUUAAAACGUGUAUAUAUUUACAGAAAUAACUGCUGGGUAAUAAAUUGUAAAUUAUCUAAAA